Acanthamoeba castellanii str. Neff is the source of this 1614-nucleotide messenger RNA. RefSeq lists its product as uncharacterized. NCBI's taxonomy places the organism in Eukaryota, Discosea, Longamoebia, Acanthamoebidae. Gene Ontology annotation, cellular component: endosome; autophagosome. Gene Ontology annotation, molecular function: guanyl-nucleotide exchange factor activity. The record is from RefSeq and is a predicted model, not a curated record. Gene Ontology annotation, biological process: endocytosis; autophagy. The transcript is spliced from 12 exons. The coding region runs from base 1 to 1614 and encodes 537 amino acids.
AUGGACACGCCACCGGCUGCCGCGGUGGUUCGAGCAGUGCCCUCGCACGGCGGGGUGGCCGCGUCUGUGGCAGCACCGUCCGCGUCGUCGCCCGACACAGUAUGGAACCUCCUGUGGUCGUCCCUCUGGCCCACCUCCCGCCCCACCCGCGGUAGCGGGCGAGGAGGAAGGGGAGGGCGUGCGAGGCAGCAGAGCCUGCUCCUCCCGCGUGCCCUCAAGACGGUGGUCACCACGCUCGACGACCCGCCGCCGCCGCCGGACCCCGCCACGACCACCACGACCACCACCUCCUCCACCACCUCCGCGUCCGCCUCGGCCUCGUCGGCUUCGUGGUUCAGCUGCAUUCAGCUGGCCCUGUGGGUAUGGCACAGGCCCUCGUCGACGGUGUCGGAGGACCUUCUGAUCACCUUUGCCCGCCACUCUCUCAGCGGGGAGCUGGGCGAGGAGGAGGAGGAACUCAACGAUCGCCUGGAGACCAAAUUCCACGUCUUCGCCGAGAUGGGGUACAUUAUGCUGGCGGUGAUAUUCACCGGUAAGAUGCGGGGCUCGGUGUCCAAGUUCUCGUUUUCCCUCCUUACUCCGCACUCGAAUCUCACACGCUACCUGCUGGUGCACCACAUCGUCGAGGACCGUCUGCUCCAGCUCGUCGCCUCCCUCCGCACCCUCAUGAUGCGCGUACUACUCCCCAUCCGUGGUCGAGAGGCGGAGCAGGUGCUGGGCAAGUUCUCCGCGCUGCUGCCCCAAUUCGUGUCGACAACCGAAGGUCUGUUCCGGUUGGGCCUGCGGCCCGCGGACCCCGCCCGCACCUUCUUCUGCAGGGACCACCCCCGAUUCGCAGCCUACGACCCCACCUUCCUCCACCGGGCAAUUACGUCGCACCUCGUGACCCAGCACCACACCGUUGUCAUGGGAAGCGACCUGGAACUGGUCAACGCUUGGGUGGACUCGCUCUCCCUGUUCCUCCGCAAGAGCGAACUGCGCCUCUCCGCCCGCGCGGGACCCGGCGCCGUCUUCGUGCCCGAUCUCGUCCUCCAAGGCCUGCCUCACCAAGAGUUGAAGGACGAGGCGGUGAUCUGGUGCCGCGGCCCGCUCACGGUGAUCGACCUGGACCAGGAGCGCGUGCGGCAAUCACUGCCGCGCCACCAGCACGCCGCCCUGCGCCGGGACUACUUCGACGCCCUCCGGUUCGGCCAGGGUCCCGCCCCGCUCGCCGCCUCGCCCACGCCCCUCGACAAACCGCGCCCGCUCCUCCCCGAGGAGGGGCUGCUGCGCGAUUUCGGCGGGGAGUGGUCGGGCUGGGUGGCCGAGGUCAUGGAGGAGGCCUGGCGCCUGCCGGUGUCGACACGGGAGGGCUUCGUGCGGCAGGCCAUGCGCAUCCUCACCCGACGCGCUGCGCUCCUCGUCAAAUACGUCGACUACCAACUGGCGAGGACCAGCUUCGUGGACAUGGGCCUGGUGCAGAGCAUGCGCGCGGAGCUGGAGCUGGAGCCCGAACAGGACUUCCUCGUGGUACUCGCCGUGGCCGAGCGGCUCUCGCCCGGCAUCUACACCACGCUCGUCGGCAACCCAGCCGCGCUCGAGGACAAGUUCAUCGAACUCUUCGAAAGUUUUUGA